Messenger RNA from Physella acuta, 987 nucleotides. Its product is annotated as transmembrane reductase CYB561D2. Gene Ontology annotation, molecular function: transmembrane monodehydroascorbate reductase activity. Lineage: Eukaryota; Metazoa; Mollusca; Gastropoda; Physidae. The record is from RefSeq and is a predicted model, not a curated record.
ACAUAAUUAACAUAAAGAGAUUUUUAAAGAGUGUCAUAGGCCCUACUCUAAAAUCUAGAUCUACUUCUAUUCUCAAUAAAGGGUUUCAGUACAGUUAUAACUCAAUCUCAAUAUUUUUAAUGAACUUGGCAUAUGCACAUUUUUGAAGAAACUGUUCCUGAAGGAUAUAAACAAGCAACGAAGCGGUGUAUGUUCUAAACCAACAUGCAGGAAUAAAUGUGGUCAAGAAACAAAGAUCAGUCAGAGUUUUGUGUUGUUAGCUGUCUAACUAAAAUGGUUGCUCAUGUUUCUGCAAUGCUAUUUCCUAUCAUUAUCAUUUACAGUGCAACUCCAGGCUCAAGUUUGUUUUCAUGGCAUCCAACAUUAAUGUCUAUAGGGUGUACUUUGCUAAUGGUAGAAGGGAUUGUCAUCUUCUCUAAAAGCUCAUCCCUUUUCCCACAAAAGAAUCGCUCAUGGAAGGCAUCAUUCCACUAUUUGUUAAUGGCAAGUGGAGUCAGUUGUGUUGUUGCUGGCUUAGUUGUAAUUUAUAUUAACAAAGAACAGUCAGGCAAAUCUCAUUUCAAGACUUGGCAUGGCUUACUUGGAAUAAUAACUGUUGGCUAUACUUGUGCUCAAUCGGCAGGCGGGGCUUUGGCAAAAUAUUAUAAAUACGUCGGUGACAUUAUUAAAAUAAAACUUACAGAUUUAAAGCUGUAUCAUGCCACUUCAGGCCUUUUGGCUUACCUCUUAGUGACGACUACAAUGAUUCUAGCACUACAGACAAACUGGGCAGCCAGCAAUAUUCAUUGGCUCCUUUGGUACGCAAGUCUAGCAUGUGUUUGUUCAUCUGCUCUGGUGGUCAUGACACACAUCACAACAACUUACAUGCCUAAAUCACAGCAAACAAAGUCUUAAUGUAAGAAAUUCAGCAAAUUAUUUUAAUCAGAUUAGAGUAUUGGUAUCUCUAGGCCACUCAUGUUUACUGCAUUAAUAAAAAUUUAUUGUUUU